Molecule: messenger RNA, 1263 nt
Organism: Aspergillus clavatus NRRL 1
Lineage: Eukaryota; Fungi; Ascomycota; Eurotiomycetes; Eurotiales; Aspergillaceae
Product: GTPase-activating protein RNA1
Exons: 1
Coding region: 1-1263 (420 amino acids)
Biological process (GO): activation of GTPase activity; nucleocytoplasmic transport
Cellular component (GO): perinuclear region of cytoplasm; nucleus; cytosol
Molecular function (GO): small GTPase binding; GTPase activator activity
Source: RefSeq, a predicted model, not a curated record
AUGGCCCCUCCAAAGGUCUUUUCGCUUGAGGGCAAAGGCCUCAAGUUGGAUACCGCCGAGGAUAUCGAGACCCAUAUCAAGCCACUGCUCGAUAGCACUGAUUUUACUGAGAUCCGCCUUGGUGGUAACACUCUCGGUGUACCGGCCUCCGAGCGUCUGGCCUCCGUCCUUGUUGCGCAAAAAAACCUCGAAGUCGCUGACCUUGCCGAUAUCUUCACCUCACGUUUGCUCUCCGAGAUCCCUCAAGCCCUUGCCGCGCUCCUCAAUGCGCUCCUCGAGAUAUCUACUCUUCACACCGUCAACCUUUCCGACAAUGCCUUCGGUCUGAACACCCAGGCACCCCUCGUCGACUUUCUCUCGCGCCACGUGCCUCUCCGCCAUCUGAUCCUGAACAACAACGGUCUGGGUCCCGCUGCCGGAACACUGAUUGCCGAUGCGCUCACAAAGCUCGCAGAGCGCAAGGAAGAGGCCCGCAAGGCUGGCAAGGAGGUCCCUCUUCUGGAGAGCAUCGUCUGCGGACGGAACCGACUGGAGAAUGGCAGUAUGGAGGCAUGGGCACGUGCAUACAAGGUACAUGCUGCAGGCAUUCGCUCCGUCAAGAUGACUCAGAACGGCAUCCGCCAGGAGGGCAUCUCGUUGCUGCUGAAGGAGGGUCUUCGCCACGCUGGCGUCUUGGAGGUUCUGGACUUGCAGGAUAACACCUUCACCGUCAUGGGAUCGACAGCUCUUGCGGGUGUCGUCGCUGGAUGGCCUUCGUUGCGCGAGCUCGGUGUUGGCGACUGUCUGCUCUCCGCUCGAGGAGGUGUCAAGGUCGCACAGGCGCUGGCCGAAGGCAAGAACGAGAAGAUCCAGACCCUGCGUCUGCAAUACAACGACAUCACUGCUGAGGGUGUCAAGCAGUUCCUGCACGCCACCAAGACCGCCCUGCCUUCUCUGCGCCGUAUCGAGCUCAAUGGCAACAAGUUUCUCGAAGACGAUCCGAACGUGACCGAGUUGCAAGAGAUCUUGGAGGCUCGCAAGGAAGAGCACGGCACCGACGAUGAUCCGGAGGACAUGUGGGGCGUUGAUGAGCUGGAUGAGCUCGAAGAGGAUAGUGAAGAGGAGGACGAAGACAUUGAGGCAGAGGCCGAAGAGGAGGAGGAGGAGCACAAGGCCGACAAGUUCCUUAAGGAGAACGUGCGGGCCGAAGAUGAGAAGGUCGCUCAAAGACAGGACAAGGAUGUCGACGAGCUCGCGGAAGCUCUGGGAAAGACUGCUCUUUAA